AUGUACUGUUUUAAGAAAAUAGCAGAAUCUCUUUUUUAUAAGCAAGUAAUUGAAGGAAACUUUAGCGGACAGGCAUAAAAUUCUAGAGAAUUUUUAUGUGUUAACGAUACAAGUAUUCAUUUAUAUAGUGUGUUGAACAAGAAUAUAGAGAAAGUAUCUAAAUAUGAAGUAAAUUGCAUCAUUAAAUCUGCAGAAGUAUACAAAAAUCAAAAAGAUGAAGAUUAUGUUUUACUGACAACUUUAGCAGAUUCAUUGUUAAUGCUAGGAUAUAAUAAAUUAAAUUAGUCAUUUUAAGUUUUAGCUCAUUUUUGUUACAGCCAUAUUAAUGACAAGCAGCCACCAAUCCAUCAAAUAGGCAAGCAUAUCUGUGUAUUGGGAGAUAAACAAAAGGUAGUAUUGCUAGGAGCAUAUAUGAAGAAUAUUUUAGCUUUAGAGUAUGUGAAUGGUACUUUUAUAUAAAGAAGCAUUAUUCGUUUACCAAAUGAUAAUAUUCAUAAAAUAUUUGCUUCUGAUGAAAAAAACACUCAAAUCGAGAACUUUAAUAUUCUUAGUUCAGAAUUAGAUACAUAAGAAUCAUUGAAAAUUAGAAUAGUAAAUGUAAAGCUAAAUAGCUCUAAUUUAUAAUUAAUGGAAAAAAAAGAAAUAAUUCAUGUCCCAAAUUUAAAAAAUGAAGAUAGAUAAAUAGAAGUACCAAUCGAUUGCACCCUUUUUAUUGAUAAAUAAGGACAUUAAAACUUUUUGAUACUUACUAAUCUUCAAAUUAUCAACAUAAAGCUAAACAGAGAAGCUACUAGAAAUAAAGAGGAAAGCACAUUGCUAAAAAAUUUAUUUUAAAAAGAUAGAAAGCAAAUAUAACCUCUUUGCAUUAAAGAGUUUAAGUAAACAAUAUAUAUUCUUUUCAAUGAUGGAAAAUGUUUUUAUUUUGACAGCUUCUAAGAUAAUCUUUAGGAAAUAAAAAAAUAAGGAUUCAAGAGUCUAUUUUAUGCAGAUCAAAAUGAGUUUGAAGUGAUAGAUGCACUACCACCAAAUUAACAUAAUAACGAAUGGAUAAGCCUUUCAGAUAAAAGUUUAUGCUUAGUAUAAGCAGAAUAAAGCAGCUGCAAAAUUAUCUCCUAUUCGCCAAUAUUUUCAAGUAUAGUAAAUUCAGCAGUUGAUUAAAGAAAUGGAAAUAUUUAUUCAAUUAUAAAUGGGAAUAUACACUAUUUAAGAAAAGUUAUUAAAGGAUUUGAGCCAAAAGAAUUGUAGCUAAUUUAGUAAAAUAUUCCUUUCUAAAUAGUGAAUGCUUUUGUAAAUUAAAAAGAUAUAGAAUGUAAAAAGUAGUAAUUGAUAAUCUAUUUAUCUUCAUUAAACUAGUCCUUUGUUUUACAAAUAUUUUAAUCAGAAGGAAGUCAAAAUUUAAAGCUGACCUCAAUUAAUUCUUUGUUUGAAUGCAUCAAUAAAAAUGAAAUAAUAAAAGAUAUGUCAUUUUAAGAAAAUGGUAGAGUGUUAAUGAUAUUAAAUUCAAGAAUUAUUAUAAUUGAUGAGCAAAGUAAGAAAAUUAUUAGUGAACAAAAAGUUUAAAAUGAUCAAAAAGAAUCUGAACAAGUUGUUAAAAGUACAAUUUUAGAAAAUUCAUGGAUUUUUGUUUUAACUCAAACCAACAAAGUAUAUGCAUAUAAAUAAGAUUUCAUUAAUUUUAAAUCAUACAAAGUUCCAUCUAUAAUUUAAGAUAGUGAUAUCAUCUUAAAUUAAAAAGAAUAAUCAAUUUAUUCCCUACCAAAAGGAUCAACUGAUAAUAAUCACUCAAACUAAACUCUAAUUUCAAAUUAUAUUUAAAUCCAUCACAAUAAAUAAAUGCUAUUUAUGAAUAAAUAAAUAUCGGCCUUAUACAUUUAUAAAUAGUCUGAUGAGAUACAUUUAAUUGUAGGAUAUUAUAAUAAAACUAUAAAAAUUAUUAGAGUAACUUUAGAAGAUAAUGCUUUAAAUAUGAAAACAGUCUAACAUUUUUAUACUCAAAGUAUAUUAAACGAUGUUUUAUUUUAUAAUAAUUCAGAAACACAAGGUUUAAUAUUUACUUACAGAAACGGAACUAUAUAGGAUCUUAUAUAGUUAGAUUACUCAAAGGAUAUAAAAGACUAAGAAGAAAUUGUUAAAACUAUACAUUUGGACGAUAGAGAUUCUGCUAAAAUUUUCAAAUUUGAUAACAAAAUUUAUUUUUAAUCAUCUCAUGCUAUUUAUUAUUAUAAACAAUCUGGAAUUAACACAGAACCUCUUUAUCUUGUCCUGCAUAACAACAAAUAUUUUCUUAAUGAUCCUAUUAUCAAUUUUAUGCUUCCAGUUUCUAAAGAUCAGUUUAUUUUAAUAUCUCAAGACAACUGGUAUUCAUUUAAAUAAUAGGCUAAUCUUGUAUAAGAAAAAAGUGAAUUUAAAUAAGUUUUAAUCCCACUUAAAACAGCUGACAAAAUAUUAUAGCAAAAAUUAUAAAUAAAUAACUAAAAUAGUUUUAAAAAAUAAAUAAUGAAUUGUUAUUUUUUUAAGAGGAUCCUUUUUAACAGAGAAUUAGAUGCCUUUUUAAUUAUAGAUUAAAUGGGUUGCAUUUAUAUUGUUAGUAGGAAUGGAUAUAUUUUAUAAGUGAUUGAUAACUUGCCUUCUCUAUAUCCUAUGAUGAAAGUAGCAAAUAUGAAAAAAGUAAUGAUUUCUGAUAAAGAUUAGCAUAUUUUCAUCGCAACUGAAAAACAUGGAGCUCUUUUGAUUUAGCUUUAAUUUGAAAGCAACAAAGUUGCUUAAGAUAAUCUUAAUAUCAAUUAAAAUCAAAGAAAAAGAGUUAGCAAAUUAUAGGUUAUAAAUUAAUUUAUAUUAUAAAACCAAUAAUAAUAAGACAUUUACUUUGUUUCUGAUGUCACAUAUAUGAGUCUUCUUAAUUUACUAUUUAUAUGUGGAUAAAACUUUAUUUUCUGCUAUGAGCUUUAAAAAGAAAUUGAAAGUACCUCAGAAGAAGAAAAAUUCCAAUUCAAUAAAAUUUCUCAGUUGAUUCUCCCAUAAAAAUAAAUUAUUUGCCUAGACUCGAUAAAUAAUUUAAUUUUAAUAGGCGAUUUAAAGGAUAGUGUUUUACUUUAUAAUAUUUAGCACAAAUUUGAAGGAGGAAAACACUUUUUCUAAUGGAAUCUUGAAAAAACUGAGUUUAAUUAGCGUGCUUUAAAGGAGAGUGUAUUUGUUGAUAAGUCUAAUCUGCUAGGAUUAGAUAAGUACGGAGAAAUAUUUGGGUCAGUAACUGACUAAAAGGUAUAUCAUGAUGCGAAUUUCAAUUUGCAUAACUUCUCUUUAAUGAAUUUGAGAGAAACAGGACAAAUUAUCAAAUUUCAUAGGUAUAUAAAAACCUAAAAAUACAUUAAUCAUCAAGAAGCAAAAAAUAACCAAAUCUAAGAAUCUGAAAGCUGCAAACUACUCCCUAAAUUGCACAAUAUGAAUAGAUAAACAUUAUUUUAUGUUUGUGGAAUAGGAGGUAGUAUUUACCAAGUUGUUUACUGUGAUUUACUUUUUAGCUUUGAUAUUGAAAAAUACAAUAGUUAUAUUCUCAUCUUAGAAAAUAUUUUGCGAUAACUAAAAUCAAAUUACUCUUCCUAAAAGAAGAAUAGUCUAGACUUAAUGAGAAAGACUAGAAAGUUUGGUAAUUGUUAAAGAUUUAUUGAUAUAAACUUGUUUGAAAGCCUAAAUAAGUAAGAAUUCUAUUAAAUAGUAUAAGAUCUUUAAAAUUAACUAAGCAAGGAAGAAGUGUAAUAGUUAAGUGUAGAGGAGUUAAAAAAAGUUUUUUAGUAUAUGUUUUCUCUAUUUAUGAAUUGA
Tetrahymena thermophila SB210 is the source of this 3819-nucleotide messenger RNA. RefSeq lists its product as hypothetical. NCBI's taxonomy places the organism in Eukaryota, Ciliophora, Oligohymenophorea, Hymenostomatida, Tetrahymenidae. The transcript is spliced from 3 exons. Gene Ontology annotation, molecular function: protein binding. The record is from RefSeq and is a predicted model, not a curated record.